AUGGUGAAGGAUUAUCACAAAGAGUCGAUCUCCCCAAGAUUGUGUAUCACAAGUCCAUCUUUCUCAGUACAAGUGAAUGGGGAGCUCGCGGGUUAUUUUCAAAACAAGGCUGCUAUGCAGAAGAAGUUCAGGCUUCAUCCAGGGUGCAGUUCGCUAUCUCUCACCCAUUUGUGCUUUGCGGAUGAUCUUAUGAUGUUUGUAGAGAGAUCAAAAGAGUCUGUUGAAGGCGCUUUGGCAGUGGUCGAUGAAUUUGUAGUAUGGUCGGGUUUGAAGAUAAGUAUUGAGAAGUCUACUAUAUACAUGGCUGGUGUGGCUGUAGAGGAAAAGGCUAGGAUCAAAAGAAACUUUCCUUUGGCUGAAGGUACACUUCCUGUGAGGUACUUGGGAUUACCACUUAUGACCCAGGUAAUGAGAAGACCCGACUAUCAACCGUUGGUGGAGAAAAUCAGAUGCAAGAUGAACACUUGGACGAGUAGGUGUCUGUCUUAUGCAGGUAGAAUGCAACUGAUAAAAUCUGUGAUAAUGAGUAUUGUCAAUUUUUGGUCUGCGGCAUUCAGACUCCCAAGCCAAUGUAUGAAAGAAGUAGAGCAGCUCUGUGCAGCGUUUCUUUGGUCGGGUCCUGAUCUUAUAACCUCAAGAGCAAAGGUUGCUUGGAAAGAAGUAUGUAAACAGAAAGAUGAAGGUGGAUUGGGUAUUAGAGAUUUGAAAGAAGUCAAUUUGGUUUGUGGGCUGAAACUUAUUUGGAGGCUUUUGUCGGGUAAGUCUUUAUGGAGUAAAUGGAUCAAGGUUAAUCUGAUGAAGAAGAAAAGCUUUUGGGAAGUGAAUCAGAAAAAUCAAAAUGGUUCCUGGAUGUGGAGGAAACUGCUUAAGAUCAGGGAGAUAGCAAAAGGUUUUUAUAGAAAAGAAGUAGGUAAUGGGCGUCAUACUUCAUUUUGGUUUGAUUGCUGGAAUGAGAAUGGAGUCCUAUAUGAUCUUUUGGGUGCUCGAGGCUUUAUAGACAUGGGUAUUUGUAAAGAAGCUACGGUCGAAGAUGCUAUCUCUAGGUCCUGUAGACGUCGAAGAUAUAGAACAAGGAUGUUAAAUGCCGUAGAAGAGAGUCUGAACAGAGUAAGAGACAAUAUAAGUGGAGAUAAGGAGGAUGUGAGUCUAUGGAGAAGAGGCUCGGGUUUUAAAAGUUCUUUCUCCACUUCUGAGACUUGGAAAAUAAUGAGAGGUGAUAGAGUGAAGUUAUCUACAAUGGACAGAGUAAUCCAUUGGAAUCCAGGAGCUGAUGAUGAGUGCGUGCUCUGGAUUAUGGAGAGUUCUUAUACAAGUUCUUGGUCAGAGAUCAUGCGGUUGGCUGCGGAGGGUUGUAACAUGGAUCGAAAGAGGCUUUUCUGUUUCCGUUAUGCGUUUCACAUUGCAAUAUAUGGAAUAUGGAGAGAACGAAAUAGAGUUAGGCAUGGGGAGAAGCUAAUGCCUAUAACUGUGUUGAAGAAGGUGACUGAUAAGGGGGUGAGAAACAAACUUAGUGUGAUGAGAGCUAAAGGAGUAAAGGGUAUGGAAGAUGCUUUCCAACUAUGGUUUGGCACUAGAGUGUGA
This is a messenger RNA of Brassica oleracea var. oleracea, 1581 nucleotides long. RefSeq lists its product as uncharacterized. Bases 1 to 1581 code for a protein of 526 amino acids. The record is from RefSeq and is a predicted model, not a curated record. NCBI's taxonomy places the organism in Eukaryota, Viridiplantae, Streptophyta, Magnoliopsida, Brassicales, Brassicaceae. The transcript has 5 exons.